Molecule: messenger RNA, 982 nt
Organism: Salvia hispanica
Lineage: Eukaryota; Viridiplantae; Streptophyta; Magnoliopsida; Lamiales; Lamiaceae
Source: RefSeq, a predicted model, not a curated record
ACCUUAUAUAACUCCCUCACUCUACACAUAAAUUUCCCACCAUCUCCUCUCCGCCUCCCAGAUAAAGUUGCCAUGGCGCAAGAGCUUCACGAUGGAGAGUUCUGGCUACCCUCAGAGAUUCUCACGGACGAUGAUUUGCUCAUGGACUUCAAGACCAAGGCGGCGGAUGAUCUGAGCUCAGCCACCGGGACCGAGAGCGACGAAGACGAUUUUAUCACUCACUCCUCCAAGGGAUUGGAGUCUCCACAAUCGACUCUAUGCGCUUCUUCUUCGUCCAAGGAAAUUAGUGGUUGGGAUUUACUAUGUGCUGCUGCAGAGCAAGUGCAGAGGAUGCGAAUUGCUGAUGAAAUCAAGCCCUUUGUCAAGACACAAGCCUCUCUCGCUUUUCUGCACCUGCAAGCCACUAAUUUUCAGCAGCAUCACAGCAUGUGGGGGCAAAUCGACCGAGAAAUAGGAACAAGUCAAGGUUCCAUGGCGUCCUGGCCUUCUUUGCACCAGUCUCAACAGCAGCAACCAAUGAAAACGGUUUUCCUUGGAGAAACUGCCCUUAAAAAAGAGCGAAUCGGAACCGGAGUUUUUUUGCCAAGAACAUUAGGAUCCGUCCCCGCCCAAAACCGGAACAAACCAGGUGCUAGUGUGAAGCAAAGAAGAAACCAGAAUGGGCCGUUCCUACGAGGACAACAAAGAAGAAGCCAGCCCGAACCCGCUAUGAGUCAAGAACUCAGGCUUCCACAAGAGUGGACGUAUUAAAAAAGCCGGGAUACACCGAAUCACUAAAUGGUGAUUUUUGCAUUGAUUUCGUUAAUUAUAUUUUUAGUAGAGAGAAAGAAUAUGGGUAUACAGAGUAGUAGUGUAGUACUAAGACAGUGGCAGUAGUUAAUACUAGUAGUAGUAGAUGAUGAUGAAAAAGAUUAGCGACUGAUUAUUUUUUAUUUAGAUUAUAAAUUACAAAAGUGAUGAAUGGAAUAACCUUGAUAGAUUA